CCCAUCUCCCCAUUUCAACGCACUGAAGUUCACCCAACAGGCCCGCGAUGGACACGAGUGCAGAACUCGACGCGAACGGCUGGUUCACCGUGUUGACUUCCUUCAGUAACGUGGUGCUCUGGGGCGGAAUUUAUAAAAGUCUGGGUGUGCUUCUACCAACAUUAACAGAACAGUUCACCGACCACACUUGGCUGACUGGAGUGGCUAUAUCAUUCAUGGGACUGGCGGCAGACAUAUCAGGUCUGCUCACCACACUUCUUGAAGACAAGUUUGGACGUCGACGGAUGUUAAUACUGAGCACAUUGACAGUCUGUGUGGGCUUGAUGUUGGUCCCACUUGCCACAAGUAUCGUGCACAUCGCCAUUGUUUUGGCCGUCGUGGUUGGACCAGCCUUGGGCAUUUCUUCUGUUCUCAGCAAGGUUCUUCUGGGACGUCACUUUAACAAGCGGUAUACACUGGCCAGUGGAAUAAGCCAAAUGGGACAAGUGGUCUCUCUCCUUGCAUUUGCACCAAUGACGCAGCUAUUCCUUGAUACCUACGGAUGGAGAGGAGCCGCCUUGCUCCUUGCUGGGGUCUGUUUGCACUCAGUAGUCUGUCCUGUGCUUGUCAAGGAAGAAAAAGAACGGUACGAGACACCACCCGACCAGCAUGACCACAAAGAAACUAACAGCACAGGUAUGACCCGCGUUAAAUCUUUCUUUGCUCAUGCGCUCUCAACUGUGGAUCUGCGUAUUCUUCGUGAGUUCAACUUCUGGAUCGUGUUUACUUGUAUUUGUGGGGCUCGUUUUCCCGGCAAUGCUUGGUUUCUGUUCAACGUUUCUCAUCUUCAAGCUAAGGGUUUCUCCCCCCAAACAUCUGCCGCGCUCUGUUCAGCGGCGAGCGUUGGUUACCUCGUCGGUUGUGUGAUGUUCUCACCUCUUGUGGACAGAGGCUUUCUGAAAUGCUCGACGGGAGUAUUGAUAAGCAGCCUGCUUUUGACAUUGUCACUUGCGAUAGAUCCAUUCCUGCACGAAGCAUGGAGUAUUGCUGUGUUUACAGCUCUCUUUGGUCUGUCUUCAUCAGCACUGUACGCCCUUACUGAUGUUCUUACCAAAGAACUGUUAGGCCGGGAAAGACUAACCAGCGCCUUUGCGUGGAUAGGAGCUCUAGGGGUGCCGGCAAAACUGCUUGCGGGGUUUUUGCCUGGUUGGCUGUACGACUCGAGCGGCAGCUACGACUUGGCUUUCAUCAUCAUGGGCGCUUCGCCAACUGUGGCUGCCAUCCCCCUGGUCAUCGGAAAAUUUUGGAAAGAAAUAUGAAGAUUAUUGUGCCCAGAUCAAAAUAGGCACUGUGAAGUGCCAUCCCAUCUUACUAUCCACCAAGAAGAGUACUGGCCCAAUGUGGCUGGUCCCAGUCUUUAUUUUUCUCUCGGUAAUGAAGGGAAAUGGACCAGUUGUUGACAACGAUCAUUGGUCAGACUGGGCUCAGAAAGCCGGCAGAGUAUGACAUUCAGCUGUUAGAAGAAAUUUCCGUGCAUUGGAGUUCCAUCAUGGUCUUGAGUAGAAAAAUACUCCUAAAUCCACCACAUCUGAUGCAAAAUGGUUUGCACAAUGCCUGUUUUUGAAGUAAAACCGAGCUCAACCAAUAGAACGCAGGUAGUCAAAGUCUACUCUUAUUGGUUACUACAGUAUUAUUGGUUACCAUUACAGUAUACUGAAUGAAAUAAAAUGUAAACAAAACUAGAGUUAUUUAAUUUGACAUUGAUUAUUUUGAAGUACACGUAUUUUCUGCAUAAUAAGACCGCAU
Messenger RNA from Acanthaster planci (crown-of-thorns starfish), 1785 nucleotides. RefSeq names its product monocarboxylate transporter 13-like. The record is from RefSeq and is a predicted model, not a curated record. Gene Ontology annotation, molecular function: monocarboxylic acid transmembrane transporter activity. Gene Ontology annotation, biological process: transmembrane transport. NCBI's taxonomy places the organism in Eukaryota, Metazoa, Echinodermata, Asteroidea, Valvatida, Acanthasteridae.